Hansenula anomala is the source of this 789-nucleotide messenger RNA. It is a transcript of the gene COQ11, whose product is annotated as ubiquinone biosynthesis protein COQ11. The transcript has 3 exons. The record is from RefSeq and is a predicted model, not a curated record. Gene Ontology annotation, cellular component: mitochondrion. Gene Ontology annotation, molecular function: protein-containing complex binding. NCBI's taxonomy places the organism in Eukaryota, Fungi, Ascomycota, Saccharomycetes, Phaffomycetales, Wickerhamomycetaceae. Bases 1 to 789 code for a protein of 262 amino acids.
AUGUCCAAACUAGUCGUUCUUGGAGGUAAUGGAUUCCUAGGAAGAAGAAUAUGUCAAGCUGGUAUAGAAUCAGGAUUUAGGGUGACUUCAUUAUCACGCUCUGGUAAACCCCCAAGACUCACUCCAAAAGAAGAUAGCUCAUGGAUACAGAAGGUCAAUUGGAGACCUGCUGAUAUUUUCAAACCAGAAUCUUAUAAAGAAGAAUUGAAAGAUGCAACAAGUGUCGUUCAUUCAAUAGGUAUUUUAUUAGAGAAUCAAAAUUAUAAGAAAACGAUAAAUUCAAACUCAAGCAUUCUUAGUGAAUUUUCCAAUUUCUUGAAACCUUCAAACCCCUUAACAAAAUCAUCAUUCAAUUCAUAUGAAUCUGUAAAUAGAGAUUCUGCAAUUUUAUUAGCUGAAACUUUCCAAGAAACGACAAAUUCAUCAGAUCCAGCAUUUGUAUACAUAUCUGCUGACAAAGGGUUCCCAGGGUUACCAAAAGGGUAUAUCAAUUCUAAAAGGGAAGCUGAACAAGAGAUUCAAGUUUUAGAAAAAUUAAGACCAAUCUUGGUAAGACCUGGGUUCAUGUAUGAUGAAGUUUCAAAUCAAGAUAAUGUUAGAUCAAGUAUCAAAACAUUUGUUGAUAUUGCUAAUUGGGGGAACAGCACCAUUUUGGGGAAUAGAGUUGGGUUGUUUAAUGAAUUGAUUAGACCUACUGUUUCUACUCAAAGAGUUGCUGAAGCUAUUAUUUAUAGAAUUCAGGACAAGACUUUCAAAGGUGUUGUCACUUUGGAUGAUUUAUUAAACUAG